AUGAGUUGUAUCAUGUCAGAAGAACCCAUCCCUAGUAGUCGGGAACAGUGUUAUCAAACAAGUGUCUGUUUAGUUUUGUUGGUCGGGAUCCCAGGUAGCGGAAAAUCACAUCUACGUAAAUUAUUAGAAAAAUAUUUCAAAAACACUUCAGAAAUAGCUCUGGGGUCUUUGAAGAUUGUUUCAGUGUCUUAUGAUGAGUUUGAUAAAGUCAGGAACCCAACUCAGUUCAGUGACAGUGUCAGCUGGAAAGAAGAGAGACUGGACAUUUUAAAAAUGAUUGAAAGUAUUGUUAGAAACCUACAAAAUAAUGCCCCUUUGGAAAACCUUGCAAGCUUAGACAAAUUGUUUAUCAUCAAUUCUGACAUAAAGAAUCCUGACACAGUAUUGUUCUUGAUAGACGAUAACAUGUACUAUCGUAGUAUGAGGUAUGAGUAUUACAAACUUGCAAAGAAUUGUGGUUUAAGUUUUUGUCAGAUCUUCUUUGAUGCAACAAAAGAAGAUGCAUUGAAAUACAACAAGCUACGCGAUUCUGGGUGCCAAGUUCCUGAUUCCAUAAUCGAGAAAAUGUAUGAAAAACUAGAACCACCUGAUAAAAAUAAUGCUUGGGAAGAGAACUUGAUAUCCCUUACUCCUUACAAAAAAUUUGAAGAAAAUGGAGAUUUAGAAAAUAUUUUGGUGAUGAUAAAAACUGUGAUAAUGUCUCCUGUGCAACCAAACACCACAAGUAUGUGCAGGGAAGAAUCUCUAAAGAUAAACAAUUCAAAUUCAAUUCAUCAAAUCGACAUAGCACUGAAACAACUUCUGGGUGAGUUUAUAAAAAGAAAGACCAAGGUAAAGACUGAUAACCUAAGUGUGAUAUCAAAAUGCUAUAGUGAACAACGACUUUUAAUUUUAAAAGAAAUCAAGUGUGGAAAAAUUGCUCUUCCAGUUGAUUUGAGUCAACCUGUUAGCUCACAGGAUAUUGAACUAAUUAAACCGUUGUUGUAUGAACUAUUGAAUUCUACACUUGAUUCUUGAUUGUUGUUUAUUUGGUUACAUGUUGCCUUUUCUUAAUGAUUUCUGUUACUUUACUUGUUAUAUUUUACCUUUUGUAAGUAUUAAAUGUUCAUUCAAAAUAUAAAAAUAUGUAAUGAUA
Macrosteles quadrilineatus (aster leafhopper) is the source of this 1135-nucleotide messenger RNA. RefSeq names its product L-seryl-tRNA(Sec) kinase (gene Pstk). Lineage: Eukaryota; Metazoa; Arthropoda; Insecta; Hemiptera; Cicadellidae. Bases 1 to 1017 code for a protein of 338 amino acids. The transcript has a single exon. Gene Ontology annotation, molecular function: tRNA binding; kinase activity. The record is from RefSeq and is a predicted model, not a curated record.